Chenopodium quinoa (quinoa) is the source of this 1278-nucleotide messenger RNA. RefSeq lists its product as uncharacterized. The record is from RefSeq and is a predicted model, not a curated record. Lineage: Eukaryota; Viridiplantae; Streptophyta; Magnoliopsida; Caryophyllales; Amaranthaceae. Bases 1 to 1278 code for a protein of 425 amino acids. The transcript has 4 exons.
AUGAAUAGUUUUUUUGAUCUCUUGGGUACUGAUGAGGAGGAUGCAGAUCAGCUUGCUCAGCAUAAUGUUCACUGGAGUUCUGGUAAUCUAGAUAUGAUCGUGGAAGGUCAAUUGUUUGGUCUCCAAGAAACUAUAGUGAAGACUAAGAAUUUUUGUAAAGUCUUCACUAAUUUUGGUCAAGAGUGGGCUGUGAUGGCUAACUAUUCAAAACAUGAUGCUGGUAGGAUUUGGCUGAUUGUUAAUGAUAGAUGGCUUGAUACCUAUCCUGGUGCUUCUGCCUCUUUCGUGCCUGAAGGUUUAAUGGAUCAUUCUCCAUGUUGUGUGCAUAUGCAGUCAUCAAUUGGUAACAUUAAGAAACCAUUUAGGUUGUUUAAUAUUUGGACUGAAGCUCCUAAUUUUAGGAGUUUAGUUCAGGAGGCUUGGGAAACUGAAACACAUAGUACAACCAUGUUCUGUGUUGUUCAAAAACACAAGGAAAGAGCUGAUGCCAUAGCCGAUGAGAAGUUGAUUGAAGCUCAGAUGAGAUUGGUUAAAGACCCCUUAAAUUUGACUUUGGUAGAGCUGGAAUUUAAAGCUACACAGGAUUAUAAUGUUGCUCAUGCUACCAAACUUUGCUUCCUGAAACACAAAGCCAAAGCUCACUGGCUUAAGGAAGGUGACAUGAAUUCUGCUUUCUUUCAUGAUGCUAUCAGGCAAAGAAGGGUCCAAAAUAGAAUCUGUAGUAUUCAGUCUGCUUCUGGUGGUAUUCACAGUCCGGAUGAUAUAACUGAGGUGUUUGUGGAGUAUUAUAAGGGCUUACUAGGGACUGGUUCGACUGAUUGUGUUCCUGUGCAUCCUGAGGUUAUUGCAGCUGGCCCUUUUUUAACUAAGAUUCAGAAGGAGCUCCUGUGCAGGACUUUUUCUGAACAUGAUGUUCAGGCUGCUAUUUGGAGUAUUGAAGAUAACAAGGCACCUGGGCCAGAUGGUUUUACUAGUAAAUUCUUCAAGGCUGCUUGGAGUAUUGUAAUGGUGGAUGUCUGUAAAGCUGUAUUGGAUUUCUUUGAACAUGGAAGGCUGUUGAAGCAAAUAAAUUCCACCACCCUUACUUUGAUUCCUAAGGUUACUAAUGCAACUCAGGUUACUCAAUUUCGACCUAUUGCUUGCUGUAAUAUUCUGUAUAAGGUCAUUUCUAAGUUGGUGGCUGCAAGAAUGAAGGAAGUACUUCCUGGUAUUAUUAGUGUUAACCAAAGCGCUUUCAUUUCUGGUAGAUCUAUUAUUGAUAAUAUCAUGCUAUGCUAG